CAAAUUUGUCCAAUAUGUGACGUGUCCCACCAGAGGAGACAAAAUCCUGGACCAUGUUUACUUGAACAUUAAACAUGCAUGCAUACAGGGCUUCCCCCCUACCCCAUCUUGCUGCAUCCGACCGUGUCUGCGUCACCCUCACGCUCACAUAAAUCCCCCUACGCGAACAAAUAAGGCCUCAAACAAAAACAAUUACAACAUAGCCUGAGAAUGCAUAUCUCAACUGCAGGACUGUUUUUCAUGCACUGUUUGAGAAUUAUUUGAACACCAGAACCUCCAGUAACACAGAUACUGUUCUGUCUUGCAUCAAAAACUGUAUAGACACUGUGAGUGUAAAUAGGCGGAUCUGGGUUUUCUUAAAACAAAAAUUCGUAAUCGUAAAAGAACUCGGACAUUCGCGUCCUAAUUGUUUUUCAGACACAGACAUUGUUGACAUUGUUAAUUGUUUUUCAGGCACAGACAUUGUUGAAAUUGUUGACAUCUUUGAUUUAGACUCAAUUCUGAUCAUCUUCACCUUCCCUGUCUAGACCUGCCCGUCCGGGCAGUCAACUUUCACGCUCACUAUUGUCAGGUACAAAGUCAGGUGCUGGUCUCAACUGCGAGUAAUGAUACCACUUAUGACCCUUGGUCUCCAAUUGGACGGCGUGUGAGGUUCUAGCCAGAAUCCUAAACGGUCCUUUCCAGCGAGGGUCAGUCCAUUUCCUGGACAGCACUCGGAGGUAGACGUAUGGAGUAAUGUCGGGAUCCCGUGGUGUUGACGAAGUGUUGACAGCCGCCUUUUCCCUGACCUGUGCAGACACAGUGGAAAAAAGUGCAUGAAGAUACUUCCAGUACGCAGCAUGUGUUAAAUCCGGAGUCGGCAAGUCAGCUGGCGGAACCAAGGUGGAGCUAGGACCUGGCAUUAAGCGACCUGUUAACAGUUCAAACGGUGCGAACCCAGUAAUUUUGUGAACAGUUUGGCGGACCACCAACAGAGCCAGGGGCAAAGCUUGUAGCCACGACAUCUUUGUCUGGGCCAUGAUUUUAGCCAAUUUUUCCUUUAGAUUCCUGUUAACCCUCUCUACUAUGGCUUGGCUCUGAGGGUGGUACACACACCCAAAACGAUGCUUGAGGCCUAAGAGAUUCUCCAACUUCGCCAGCGCCCUGUUGUUAAAAUGUGUACCAUUGUCAGACCUGAUCAAAGCAGGGAAACCAUGAGUCGGAAUGUAAUGGGUUACCAAGGCUUUAAUUACUGACGUGGCAUCUUCUUUUGCACACGGAUUUGCCCCUGGCCAACGUGAAUAAGAUUCCACGAUGACCAAGAGGAACCACUUCCCAUUGACCCUGUCAAUCAUGUCCGUAAAGUCAAGUACAAUUUCCGCUCGAGGCCAUGACACCGGAGAGAAUGCCCCCGGCUUGGGUUUUAAAGUUGGCCUUGGAUUAAAUGUUUGACAUAGGUUACAGGCUGCCACAAACUGCCAGACCACCUCCUGCAACCUUGGGUGAUACCACUGACGAAGUUUUGGAAGCAUUGCCUGAGGCCCCACAUGUGCCACCGUAUGGGCCUCUGACAACACCGAGGUCAUGAGUUGUCCCUCAGGUAACACAGGUUGGCCCUUGGGACCCACCCAAAGGCCGUCCGAUCGCCUGACCGCCCCUGAGGCGACACACAUUGAUUUCUGUUCCGGCGAUCACUCCCCCUGCACCUUCAUGAUGUCAUCCAGCGCGAUUUCUGGCGCCAACGGCAGGCCUGGGGGUUCCCCAUCCCCAACAUUAGCCGAGGUCGCCAGCAUCAUUUUUCCCUGGGGCGUGUAGCCCGCCACUUCUUUUGCAAGGGCAUCCGCCCUCUCAUUACCUUUCGCCACCAUGGUGUUGGCCUUCGAAUGUCCCGGGACUUUUACAAUGCCCAAUUCGUGAGGACCCUUAAUUGCUUCAUACAACCGCUCCAUGAGAGCCUUAUGGGCAAUUUCUUUGCCCUUCGCUGUCAACCAGCCAUUAUGCAACCACCCUUUAAGAUCAAUCAGGACCGCUGAGGCUGCAUAUGCCUUAUCUGUAUACACCGUCAAUUGUUGUCCUGGGCAUUGCUCCAAAGCCAACACCAAAGCCAACACCUCCGCCGCCUGAGCGGAGGGUUUUAUUGUCAACUUCUAAACCGUUACCGGGAGGAAAAAUGAUCCUUUCCACUCCACCACUGCUGCUGCCGCAUGCAGUGUGGUAUCCUUUGCACGCCAACAGCACCCAUCCGUGAACAUAACCCGUCCACCAUCCAAUGGUUCCGCAUACAGGUCCUCACGGACCUUUUGAUCCCUCUGUACCUUCCGAGCACACUCAUGUGCUCCCUCCAGGAGGUGGUUGGCCAUGUUCACACCGUCAUGCACGUAUGCCACGUUCGGUGCCGUCAAAGUCUUCAUCAUCCGUGUUUGGCGUAUGGGUGUCAACGUAAAAGCUGCAGAUGCCACAAAUGCCGAUACCGCGUGGUCCGUCAAUACCUGGAGUGGAUAUCCCAUAACCACGUGUGCCGUUUUCUGCAAGACUUUGGCCAGGCCCGCUUGCUGAUUUCUUUGCUCUGGCCCCGGCGUUGGUGGGUUGCCAUAAGAGUCCCGAGCCCAAUGAUCCGGGGAUCCACAAUUGAAACAGGUCCACGGGGCAAAUCCAUUCCGUCCUCGACCUGGGAAGGUACCACGCCCUCUGUAUCCACCACGGAAUCCUUGUCCUCGGCCCUGUCCAGCCCCCACUGGAGUCUGAUACAUUUGCUUUUGUUUUACCUUCUUCUGCUUUGCUUCACCAUGCAACUUUGCAAGCUGCAAUUUAACCAAACUCGUUGCCAGAGCAUCAGUCUCCUUCUGGUCUUUGUUUGGUUUUUCCGCAUAAAUCGGGCAGUGAUGUAUCAAAUGCCUCUUAAACCGCGGCUCCGGGCAGACCAGAAUAUGUGGAUUUGUCCUCAAAAUCGUCUGCACCUCGUUUGGGAGCCCAUUCAACAUCGCCGUCCUAAACAUCAUCUCGGUCUCCGGAAAGUUGGCUGGAUGUUUGCCUGUGGUUUCAAUCCACAGCUCCAUCGCUUGAGCAUAAUGUUGCUCCGGAGUCACAUCCUUUCCGUAAUUAAAUAUUGUAGGAGCCACAUCCACUGGAGAUGGAAAGGCUGCCCUCAAUUCUCUAAACAUGACAUUUGACACCUCUGCCAGUGGUUUUUCACUUCCCAAAUGGCGGGUGCCGGAUGCCACCUCAAUAUUCUGUAAUUGAAUUAGGGAACAUGAUCCCAAGAUAGCUUGUCUAAAAUCCCCCAAUGCUACUCCCUGUCCUGACAUCGCCGCCAGUAAUCCAGGCUCGUGCCCCUUUAUGCAGGGGUGGCAUUUUCUCCACCAACGCAGCCACAUCCCGAAGCACCAGGGGCUCAUAGCGGCGACCCGCGUGUGUUACCACUAGGGGUGCCAUAAUUUGGCCCUGUUCCUGCUGUGCCAUCAUCUUGCCCUUACUGCAAGUUUUAUAACCUUGCCCCGCCUCCGGCGACUCAUCAUCCAUUUCCUUUUGUCGUUCCCCUUCCCUCAGCGCCUUGAGCAUGUGCCGCUGUUCUCGCAUUACCACACCUUCUUCCUCCUCACUCUCAGGUGCAACCUUCCCGCGUUUUAAAUCGCCCAGCGUUGCCUGCUCAUAAUUUGUCAUCCCCGUCAUCACUUCAUCCAACAUUCCUCUUUCUUCCCGUUGCACUCUAUAUCCUUCAAACAACUUCCAUGAUGCCUUUUUCUUCGUCUGCUCUGGCGCGCCUUUGCUCCCCUCAGCUGGGGUGCCCCUCCUUUCUGCUAGUGCCGCCUCUGGUGUCCUUGUGGGCGAUAUCACUUGACUACGCUGCUCUCCCCGCAUUCUGUUUCUCUCCCAGAUUUUACACCGUAUCUUAACCACGAAUAGUUCAAAACUAUUCUAGUAGGUAAAUCCCAGAUUUUAUACACUACUAACGUCCACACUUUUACAAUAUUGCCCCCUCCGAUAAUCCUUCCUCUUACAAUUUACACACUCCAAUAUGCAGAAUUUAGACGUUUUAGUAACAGGUAUUCUGGUUACCUUUUCGAUGUGGCCACUCGAGGAAGGAAGGUCGCAUUCGGGGCUUUCUUAUCAGGUCGUCACCUGGUGUGGACGUGGGUCCCAGACCCCGAGUCCCAGACUCUGUGGUUUUCGCUAAGUCCCAGACUUCUUUACCUUUCUUGCAUCACGUCGGGGUCACCAAGAAUUGUUGGAUAUUACUUUUAGAUCAAUACAAAAGUCCGUUAAUCAUCUGACUCCAAUUUGUGACCUUACCUGACCACCACUCAUCCAACACUUUGCGCGCUCGUUCUGCAAAGAAAGGACCAGGAAGCCGGCGUUUUCACACGUGAGUGGAUUUAUUCCUUCAACAAACACCUGGGUCUCGGGUCCCUCUCAAUACAACCCUGUACAUCUCUGUUCCUUCCAGCCGACGUACUUUUCAUCCGAGUUGCCCAGGAUAAUUUAAAAGAUGGUGGGCCGACUCCUCCUGCCUGUGGUUGUUGAUGUUUUGUUGCUCCCGUCUCCCUCUAGGUCUGCGUCAAGCGUCGCGUCGCCCCACACCUGCUGAUUGUGGUCACCACCAACCGCCGAGAACAUUCCGUUCUAGCACACUAUCUGCUGUAAUCACUUUCUUGCCACAUUCUCACACUGCAACUUUUCAUCCACAGACUUUCACACAUUAAGCAGUAUUGCAAAUACAUCGCCUUGUUGAUUAACUUUUAUACAUUUCAUUUCCUUUACCUCCUAGCUAAAUUCUGCAACAAUCAUCCCCAUCCCAAAGACAGCAGCCAUUGACAGUCUAAAUGAUUACAGGCCUGUUGCACUCACACCUGUGAUCAUAAAGUGCUCUGAGAGGCUGGUUGCACACCACAUUUGGUGCUCAUUUCCUCCUUCACUUGACCCCUACCAGUUUACCGACAGAGGAAACCGGUCCACCGAGGAUGGUAUCACAAUAGCUCUCCACACUGCACUGAGGCACCUGGAAGGCCAAGGGAACUACGUCAGGAUACUUUUCAUUGACUUUAGUUCAGUCUUUAAUUUCAUCAUCUCAGGUAUUUUUGUUGACAAACUCUCCCUACUUGGACUUACUUCUUCCAUCUGCUGCUUGAUUAAAGACUUCCUCACAAAUCAUCUGCAGUCAGUCAGACUUGGGCCACACCUCUCUUCCUCAGUCAUCCUCAGCUCCGGGGCCCCCAAGGCUAAGUACUGAGCCCUCUGCUAUACUCUCUAUACACAUAUGACUGCAUACCAGCCCAUCCUAGCAACUCCAUUAUCAAGUUUGCUGAUGACACCACUGUGAUCAGGAUCAUCUCAGAAGGAGAUGAGUCUGUCUACAGAGAUGAGAUUGGUAAAUGGUCAAAGUGGUGUUCUGCAAAGAAUCUUACACUGAACACCACAAAGCCAAAGGAAAUCAUGGAGAUGGUCCACUCCUUCAAAUUUCUAGGAGUCUACAUCACGGACAAACUCACUUGUACUGUAAAUACCACUGCAUGGUGAAAAAGGCCCAGCAGCGACUCCACUUCCUGAGAGUGCUCAGGAAGAACAACUUGGAAGCUAAGCUGCUGCAGGCCUUCUACAGAACCACCGUGGAGAGCAUCCUCACAUACUGGAUCACAGUGUGGUAUGCUGAAUGCAUAGUGGUGGACAGGAAAGCUCUGCAAAGAAUGGUAAACAGUGCCCAGAAGAUCAAUGGCUGCUCUCUGCCCUUCCUAGAGGACACUGCCAACUCCUGCUAUCACAGCAGAGCCACUAACAUUGUAAAGGACUCUUCACAUCCUGGUUAUCACCUGUUUAACCUGUUGCCCUGUGGCAGGCGGUACAGGUCCCACAAAACACGGACAACCAGAUUCAAGGACAGCUUUUUCCCCCGAGCCAUCAACUCCUUGAACUCAAACCACUGAAAUAACAUUACUGUAAUGGAGUAUUAUGCAAUGGACGUUUGUGCAUGUAUUUAUUUAUUUUAGCAAUAACUGUGCCUUGAUGUUUUAUCCAUUGUUUUUACCCAAGAUGUUCUUCUAUUUUAUUCUAUUUAAUUGCACCUUGCACUUUGUGGAGAAGCACUCAUCAUUUCGUUGUAUGCACAGCAUAUAAUGGCAUUAAAGGCUUUUUAUUUGAUUUGAUUGAUUGAUUGAAGCUAGAGGGAUUGGACUGCUGAGGACUGGGGCAAAGUCAUUCUCUCUGAUGAAUCCCUUUCUGAUUAUUUGGGACAUCUGGAAAAAAAGCUCAUCUGUGCACCUGUGUUAUGCCAACAGUAAAGCAUCCUGAGACCAUUUGUGUGUGAGAUUGCUUCUCAGCCAAGGGACUGAGCUGACUCACAA
Syngnathoides biaculeatus (alligator pipefish) is the source of this 6314-nucleotide messenger RNA. RefSeq lists its product as uncharacterized. NCBI's taxonomy places the organism in Eukaryota, Metazoa, Chordata, Actinopteri, Syngnathiformes, Syngnathidae. The record is from RefSeq and is a predicted model, not a curated record. The transcript is spliced from 2 exons. The coding region runs from base 2184 to 3149 and encodes 321 amino acids.